Malaclemys terrapin pileata is the source of this 3240-nucleotide messenger RNA. It is a transcript of the gene ITPKC, whose product is annotated as inositol-trisphosphate 3-kinase C. NCBI's taxonomy places the organism in Eukaryota, Metazoa, Chordata, Testudines, Emydidae. Gene Ontology annotation, cellular component: nucleus; cytoplasm. Gene Ontology annotation, molecular function: inositol-1,4,5-trisphosphate 3-kinase activity; inositol tetrakisphosphate kinase activity. The record is from RefSeq and is a predicted model, not a curated record. Gene Ontology annotation, biological process: inositol phosphate biosynthetic process. Bases 57 to 983 code for a protein of 308 amino acids. The transcript is spliced from 7 exons.
UUGCAAAGAGGGAGCUGGCGCCAAGGGGAAGCGUGGGGCCGUGGGGCUGGCGGGCCAUGAAGCCGCGAGACAGGAGCCCCCAUCGGAACAAGCCGUGGAAGAAACUCAAGAGCAUGGUCCACUGGUCGCCUUUCGUGGUGUCCUUCAAGAAGCGCUACCCCUGGGUGCAGCUGGCCGGCCAUGCGGGGAAUUUCAAAGCCGGGGACUACGGGCGGAUCAUGAAGAAGUUCUGCCCGCGGGAGCAGCAGUGCCUGGAGCACCUCAUGCGGGACUCACUGCGCCCCCAUGUGCCCACCUACUUCGGGCUGGCGCAGCGGGACGGCGAGCGCUACAACCAGAUGGAGGAUCUGCUGGCCAGCUUCGAGACGCCCUCCAUCAUGGACUGCAAGAUGGGGGUCAGGACGUACCUGGAGGAAGAGCUGGAGCAAGCUCGCCAGCGGCCCCGGCUGCGCUGUGACAUGUACGAGAAGAUGGUGGCGGUGGACCCGGGGGCGCCCACGCCCGAGGAGCACGCCCAGCGCGCCGUGCUCAAGCCCCGCUACAUGCAGUGGAGGGAGUCGCUCAGCUCCACCGCCACGCUGGGCUUCCGCAUCGAGGGCAUCAAGAAAGCUGACGGCACCUGCAGCACCAACUUCAAGAAGACGCGGCUGCCCGAGCAGGUGGUGCAGGCACUGGGCGACUUCGUGGACGGCGACAGAACCAUUCUGACUAACUACCUGGGCCGCUUGAAGGAGCUGCGGGCGGCGCUGGAGCAGUCCGAGUUCUUCAAGACCCACGAGGUGGUGGGGAGCUCUCUACUGUUUGUCCAUGACCGGACGGGGCUGGCCAAGGUCUGGAUGAUCGACUUCGGCAAGACGGUGCCACUGGCCGGGGGACAGACGCUGACGCACCGGCUGCCGUGGGUGGAGGGGAACCGGGAGGACGGCUACCUCUGGGGGCUGGACAAUCUCAUCGCCAUCUUCAGCACCAUGGAGCAGGACUGAGCCGGGCGCCGGCUCUGUGCAAUAGCUGGGCACUGCCGUGCGGUGCCCUCCCUGCCUCUUAUUUAUACAGCCAGAUAUGCUACAGCCCCGCUCGGAGCUGGGGCCCAUUGCGCCCCGUCUGCCUGGGCCAGCUUCCGGCGGCUCGGCUCAGACGGCCCCGCGCCGGGGAGAGGAUAGGUGCAGUGCCCGGCCUGUCACGCAGACGUCACAGGACCCGGUUUACGCCAGCUAACGGGAAGGGGCGAGAACUGGUCCCAUCUCGGAGAGGAGCCGUUUCCCGCCCAGCCGGGGGAACCCUGGGAAGGCUGAGAUUGGAGCUUCGGGGCGCUCGACGGGAGACACCCGCGUUUCGGAGGGCAUUGUCUCGGCGAUCCUGCACUCCAGGCCCCGGCAGUGACGCCGGCUGGAACCGAACCGAAGGGGGUUCGGAUCCUCCGGGCCCCUCGCCUGUUCACGGCCCAUUUUCCUUCAGCUCUGCUUAAUUUCACAGCUGGGCCCGGGGGGGGGCGAGGCCUCCCAGCCCCGAUUCCAGCCCCACCACCGGGCUGCUCCAGGGGACCUGAUCUGCAGGGAGCUGCCCGUGGGCGGGGCAGCAGCGCCCCCACCUUACCGAUUCAUGGGAGGUUAAAUUCGAGACACUUUAAAAGACUUUUUGGCAACAGCGACUGGGCCCUGGUGUGGCGGGCGGCUGUGGGCUCUGACGCAAGCCUCCCGGGUGGCGGGUCGACCCCCAGCUGCGGCUACAGGGUUCUCGUCCCUUCCCCUGAAGCAUUCGUGGCCCUGCUGGAGGGUGAGCCGGGCUGGAACGCUCAGCCUGUCUUUACAGGGGUCUCGGCCCCUUGAGAACCAACCGGGACGCCACCUCCUCUGCCAGCUGUGUGUGGGUCUCCUAGGCCAGCCUUGGGUUCUCGCCCUUCGCGCAGGGCCCUGGCCCGGGUACCUCCUCUGCCAGCUGUGUGUGGGUCUCCUAGCCAGCCUUGGGCUCUUGCCCUUCGCGCAGGGCCCUGGCCCCACCACCUCCUCUGCCAGCUGUGUGUGGGUCUCCUAGCCAGCCUUGGGCUCGCCGCGGGCUCUCACCCUUCGCACAGGGCGCUGCCACGGCCAGUCGCAGGCCACUUCUCUGCCAGGGUCCCGGCCCGGGCCGAGGAACACACGUGUCGCACCUGAUUCACAAGGGCCCGAGUGAGGCGCCUGGGUUCCUCUUGCUCUGCCGCGGUCUGGGCCUCGUUUCCUGAGCGCUCGCUGCGUCUGCGUGAGCAUCUCACGGGCAGAACCAACCCCCUGGGAGUCGCUUCCACCUGUCCCAGCUUCAAGCCUGGCCAGUGGGGAGCCUUUUCCAAGGCGCAAGGGACGGCUGGAUUCAGGAGCUCUGGCUGCAUUGGGCCCCGACCCUAGUGGCAGAGACGACCAAGGGCCCUGCUGGGAGCUGCCUGAGCCGUGGCCGCCCUGCGUGGGAGCCGGUCAGCUCUGCAGCCCCUGCCAGGUUCAGCUCUGCCUGAGCACGGACUCACUGCACCCACGAGCUUGUGGGGGCAGGUGGGCGUGGUUCAGGGGACCCUCCUCGGGCUCAGGAGCGCAGCGUGGAGCUGGCCAGCGGGGACGGGCCCUUCCGAAUCCAGUCGCCAGGGGUUCUGGCUGCCCUCAAUAGCGCUGGGUCGCACCGGCAGGGCAGAGGCCAAGCGCUGGAAAUGCGGCUGCCCCGGCUGAGCCACCGGCUCCGAGCCUUUGAUUCCAACCUCGGAGAGCAGCUGCCACAGGUGCUAGUCCCUGCCGGCCAUUCCCGGCCAGCCCGGGGCCCCGCAGCAGAACCGACAGCGGCACUCAAGAGUCCCCAGCCGAGAUCCGGGCCCUGCACGCACCCCGCGAGAGACAGUCCCUGCCCAAAGAGCUCACAGUCCAGACAAAGGCGGGGAGGGGAAACUGAGGCACGGAGUGGGGCAGAGGCUUGCCCGGGGUCAGUGGCAGAGCUGGGAAUGGAACCCAGGAGUCAGCACCUAACCCACGCGACCUUGCUGCCCGAGGCUGUGAGCGGGUCAGCUCCUGCGGGGGAGGGGGGGGUCUGAACAGGUCCCCCAGUGGUAGCGGAGCCCCUCCAGCCAGUGGAGCGAGGGGUGCUAAGGCAGGACGUUCUCAGGACCGAGCGUUGUCCCUGGCCCAUUCCCCUGCGUGGGGCUCUGCCGCCCCUCUGGAGACGGGAACACGGCUAGGCCUCCGGGGCCGGAACCUGUCACAAUAAACAGAACCUGCCGGUGUGGAA